AUGAGUGAAAAGACUUCUUAUAGGAUACCCCUUGAUGACCUAAAUUUGGAAAGCAAACAUUUUACAUCAAAGGACGACAUAAAACCUUGGCUCCAGGAGAGUCUACAAAACAAAGGUAUUCACGUUGUGAUCGAAAGAUCCGACGCCACCAAGAUCAUUUUCAAGUGUAAAAAUAAAGAGAAAAAGACAAAGAUAAUCGAGUCCAAGAACAAAAACACAAAGAUUCCAAUAAGGCGACACACGAGCUGUCCUUUCAAAAUCAGAGCAAAUCUCAGUAGCAGACAGAAGAUUUGGUCUAUCCUGGUGAUCGAUGAUCGCCAUGAUCACACUGUUGAAGUUCAAGGCGGUGAAACAUGUAUACCGAAACGACAAGACCAACCAGAAUUAGAAGCUUAUAGCCUGCAAGAGGAGGAGCAUCAGCCGCAACAGCAACAGCAACAGCAACAGCAACAGCUGCUGUACCCUCCUCCCUCCCUUUCGUCCUUGAGCCCUGGAAUGAAUUUAAGUAAGAGCAAUAUGGACAAAAAGUUGCAGAUGGAAUCGAGAGCAAGAAGCCAGGAUAAAAAUACUUCGAGUGGUACCGACCAGACUUCUUCUGUUUCUGCAUUUUCUAACAGAAGCGCUGACGAAUUCAAAGAUAGUCCUCCCACAUCACUAAAUCUGACAGGCGAAGAGGGGUCAACAGGUGUGCAAGAGGCCACUUCAUCCGAGAACUCAGCUUCCAACUCUAUCAGUUUACCCAAGAAACGAAGAGCCCCUCUUAUAAAGAGUACAAAUAAAAAGAGAAAAUCACAAGACGAGCAGCUGACAACACGUCCCCUUGAACUCCCUCUUCCUUUACUUCAACAGUCAUCCAAGAGUGACUUCAAACCACAUACAGUUUCAGGGAAGAAUCAGCGCAGAAAGUCUGCUCAAGAUCCAAAGCAGCAAAGGUCUCCUCAACAGAACAAGCAUUCAAUGUCACCUAGAGCACCAAAAAAAGCAGGCACAGAAAGAGCGCAAGCUUUGCAUCCUAUACAAGCACCACAUGAUGGGAAGUACAAGCUCUCUCCAACUUCCCAGAUCAAAGCACAAGCAUUACCUAUACCCAAGCCCCAGUCGCAAUCACAAUCAUUGUUUGCAAUCCAGGCUUUGCAAAAUGAAGUUCGCCAAAAGAUCAGAUAUUACAUUUUGGAUAACAGAAACAUUACUGAUAAUCAAAAAACGGCAAUGCUUGAUUCAUUUGUGUCUCAGUUGUUGGUGGAGUACAAGAGCGCAUUCAGUCCUCAGUUUUUGGAUUCUUUGAGACAGAAUUUAUAUGGAAGAGAAAACCCAAAUGGCCCUUCACAAGUUAUCUCUAGCACUCCACCAGAGCGAGCAAAUUUUCAACAAAAUGGAUCGAUCAGUCAACAUCCUUUGAAUAAGAAGGCGGCAAUGAAUAACUGGUUACUAAGUGGUUUGAAUGACUCUUCAGGAUCCGGAAUUCCAGGGCCGUCAAUUCCAUUGUCCCCAAUGUUGAAUGACAAUGACGGUGUUUACGCAGCUGCAGCUGCAGCUGCCACCGCAACAGAAGUAGUAGACGGGAGUGAGAACUUACCCAACAAUUCCUUGGACAAUAUCUCGCCUACGUCGUCGAUCAAUGGUCAGACAUCAAAUGGGUUGAGCUACUCCAACCAGGGAAAUGGUCAAUUUUCCCAAAUUCAAAAUCAAGGUCCACAGUUGCCACCAAUCAAUAGUAUACAAGAUAGGAUUCCAUCCAAUGGUGAUUUUAACUCAAAUGGGAACUUGAAUGCAGACACGCAAACGUCUGCUAAUAAUUUGUUGAACAACUUUGGUACUCCCGGGAACUCAUUUGCAAUGGGGAAUAGUGGCUCCGGUUUAGGCAACACUUUUGGUUUGCCAAAUGGGUCAGUCAAUGGAAUCAAUAAUGGCUCAAAUAGAAAUAGUGGCAACUAUUCCAACACAUCAAACUCCCUAUCCUCAUCUUCUCUUUUUGGAGGUGGAUUGGCAGGGAAUAGCUCACUUGGGAAUGGUUCAUUAAUGCCUCCUCUCAGCACCAGCGCCUCGACUUUGAAUCCAUCGCACAUACUUAGGAAUGGGGUGAGUAAUAGCAGCAACAAUAUAAGUAACAACAACAAUACAGCUGCCACCAACCAAAGCAAUGGCCCAAUGAUGAAUAACCACAAUCCCAAUUCACAAACCAAUGGCAACUCCAAUAUGUCAAGUUUGACCCCAUUAAGUUUCAAUGUUGGCAAAAACUCAAACCCCCAAUCGUUCAUGACGCCAAGCACUUCAGCACAAUUUGGUGCUUAUGCUAAUGGAAACACCAAUGGGCAAAAUAAUAGCAACAGCAACCAGUAUUUGUUUGCAUCGCCAUCUAAUGGUGUAUCUAAUCAGAAUAGUGGCAAUGGAGAGAAAGAUCAGGGGAUCAUGUUGAAUAACUUGUCGAAUUAUGAUCCCGGGUGGUAA
Molecule: messenger RNA, 2448 nt
Organism: Lodderomyces theae
Lineage: Eukaryota; Fungi; Ascomycota; Pichiomycetes; Serinales; Debaryomycetaceae
Gene: AFT2
Product: Aft2p
Exons: 1
Coding region: 1-2448 (815 amino acids)
Molecular function (GO): DNA-binding transcription factor activity, RNA polymerase II-specific
Source: RefSeq, a predicted model, not a curated record